CAAAUCAGAGGGCCUGGCGCCGUAUCGAUAGCGAAACAGGCCAGAGGCUGCGUUGCCAGCGCACCGCGUCGACGCCGGGCUGGGAGGAGUCGCGCCCAAAGCAGCCGGCCGUCUCCCAAGCACCAGCGCUGCAUCUGGAGAUGGGGAGCGCGCAUCAGGAGCCCUCAGACGGGGCCCGCCCUCAUGGCGACAGCACCGCGAUGCGACGCACCCAACACUCGGCCUCGCCCGCCGCUCAGGCACUGACACUGACACUGACACCGACACCGACUUCGACACCGACACAGGCACAGGCACAGGCACAGGCCACGGCCAUGGCCCCUCCUCCCCUAUCUUCCGCCGCUCCCCAUGUGUCGUCGUCCAGGAGCCUCACGCCCUCGCACACCACCGACCCGCCUGCAGAGGCUCCGCCCAGGUCGCCCUCACCUCCCUCCAAGCAGCCGCCGCCAGCCAUGAUGGGGAGUCGCGCUCACGACGGCCCGGUCGAGAGGCUGCGCCCUCAGAUCCCGCCCUCGUCCAUGUCUGCCCCCGCCGGCCGCCUGCCCCGACUGCUGCCCGCCGACCUCUCCUCGUACUCGGACUCGUACCUGCCCUCGGCCACCAUCGCCACCUCCGCCACGUCGCUCGCGGAGUUUGCCCACCUGAACCGCCAGCUGCGCUACCAGGAGCAGCGCAAGGCCCACUCGCGCGUCCGCCUGCACCGCUGGCUGGUCUCGAGCGCUCUGUCCGCGCGCCUGGUGCACUGCGGAGAGCUCGCCUACCGCACCCUGGUCGACAGCUUCAGGUCCGACGACAAGAAGGCGUUUGCCUCGCUGUACAACGCCCUCCACGACGUCCGCAACUCGUGCGACGCAACCCACCAGUACGCCCUACUCGAGCCAGACCUGGAGUUUGGCAAGUCCAAGAGCAGCAAGAGCGACAAGCCCCUCACCUUCUCGUCCUUCCUCAACGAAGUGCCCUCCCAGACGCUGAACGACCUCUUGGAGUUCAUCUCCGAGGUCCGCACCAAUCCUGAUUUCCUGGCUACUCGCGUCUCCAUUCUUUCCCCGCAGGAGCUCGCCACCCUCUCCUCGUUCCGCCAGGCCUUGGACCCCAUCGACUCGGUAAUAGCCCGUGGCAAGAACGCCGGCCCCCAGAAGCCCAAUCAGCAAGGCCCAAGCCCCAUUGAGCGUCUCUUGUCGUUCCAGCGACACGACCCUCUGGCGGCCCUCAUCUACACCAUCUUCGCUAACUCGUCCGGCCCCGACUCUGCCGAGGAUCUUCGCCGCACUGAUGUGUGGGCCACAACCUGCACUCGCCUUAUCAAGGACUUGAAACCAGGGUCUGAGAAGUUCAUCAAAACGGUUCUCGAUGUCUGGGCCGGCAUGCGAGAAUGGCCAGGAAAGGCCCAUCUGGAGCUGUAUCUGAUGCAGUCUCUGCAAGACGGCCAAUUUCUGCUCGAAAAAGCCGAGGAGCAGUCUGCACGGCAAGGCAGUCAGCCCAUAGCCCGAAACACAAAGGACACUAUUGCAGCUGAUGAGUUCUUUGACAAGGCCGUCAAACGCCUUUUCGAGGUCGUCGAUGACGAGCCCAGCGCUGGAGGCAUCCCAGAAGGCGUGCUAGAGAUUGGCAACGCUAUCCUCCGAAAACUUGAGGAAGAGAAGGGUCCCCGAAAAGCGUCACAGAAUUUCUUUGUUUCCCGCUGGCUGUUCUCCACCUUUCUGCUGAACGCGAUCAUUCAUCCAGAGACCCACGGUAUCAUGAUCGGUCACCAUAUCAGCGAACACGCCCGCCAAAAGAUCCUCAAAGAAAUUGCGAUUCGAGCGCAAAAACAUGUCCUGGAUAUGACCUACAAUUGGCGUCAGCAAGUACCUGUUCUUCCUGAGAUCCGCACUCACAUCGAGAACAUCCUGGCCAGGUUCAAGCACACGAAGACUCAUACGAAGCCGAUUCUCUUGCCUGCAAAGGCCAUCACCUCUCCACGAGAGACUGUGGAAGUGCAGCCCUUCAUUGUGCUCUCUCCAUCUGACAUCAUCACUCUGGUCGAGACGCUGUUCCCCGAGCGUCGACCCUCAUCUAGCCAUCUUGACAAGGACAACCAACGCCGGGCUGGCCUAGCAUCGUCAGCGUCCUCGGUAUCUGCCAUGUCUAUGCAGUUUCGUAGUACGUCUGCCACAGCGGGCGAUGCAAGCUCCAUACUCAGUGCCAGUGCGUCCUCAAUGACAAGCGACACUGCUUCCCGUGAGCCCCUCCUGGAUGGCAUCGUCAAGUCUCUUGAUCGUCACAACCCAUCUCUUGUAGAGAACCAUCUUGAGGCCAAGGUCGCACCUACAGAGGUGUAUGGAAAACGUCUGAGAAUGGCAUGCUCCGAAAUGACUCGCACUCUGGGCCUUGACGCUACAUCUGGUUCAUGCCACCCUUGCGCCGAGCGAUGGGCCGUGCUGUACAUCUCCGCAGAUGGAAAACAACUGAAGCCACGCAUGCGCAAGGACUUUGACGACGAAGAUGAGCAUGACGAUGAUUCACCUGAGAGUGAUAGUAGUGACGACGAGGGUCCUGGCGACAGGAUUGAUCUUGAAAGUGAUUACCAUCAACUGAAGGAAGCCAUCGCAAAGCUUGUCGAGGAAUAUGAGAUUCCCAAAGAGCUUGCACCCGAUAGCGAAUCCAAGAACUUCAGCAACCGCAUGACGACCCGAAGGAGCGCUCGAGGCAGAGGCACAGGACGGCAGACGGUUGAAAACCUCGGGUCGCGCAAUCCGUACAACCAACCCCAGGGUCAAAGCCAGAGCCAGAGCCAGCUUAGCAACCUGAUUGCUAGCCAUCGACACGUUCCCACACGGCAUCGUUCUCCGCAAUUUCCGAGAAGCAACAGCAAUCCUCAGAUUUCAGAAAAGUCAGAGAACAACUCGGUUCUUGCUACUAUGCUUGAAACCGCCAUGUUUCAAUGUCAAGCACGCUCAGAUUUCGUCAAUGCGCAUAUGUACUACAAGACAUUGCAGAGCCUUCGAAGGCUCAAUUCGCCUACCCUUGUGCGGAACGGAUAUGCUGCUCUCCUCAAUUACUUUUCACGCGGACCCCGCGACUUGCUUAGCAAAGCAGCAAACGCUAUCGAGGAAUUCGAAGCGUGGUUCGUAUGGCUUAAGCAGUCUCAAGAGAGAUCCGAUGCCAUGAUCGAAGAGAUGAUGAUGGGAUUCAAGAACAUGCGAGACAAGAUGUGGUACGUUACUGAUGUCCGCACCUCUGCGCCUUAUGAGGAGGCAAGGAGCGUCGCGCUGGCUCUCAAGAUCAUGGGUCAACCAACCAGGACGCUAGACGGCAAGCCUAUUCAAGGUCCUCGAUCUCGAAACUAUUCGAAAUCAUCCUCGAACAACUUUCUGCUCAAGAAUGAAGCCAUGCUAGUCGACAUCAUGGCUGCUUCUCAGGACUUCGGUGGGCCUAACAAGCUCUCAGAUGAACAAUCCGAGAUCACUUUGAAGUGGCUCAACCAAUAUGGCGUUGAGAACUUUUGCAAGGGCGAAGAGAGAAUUCAUCGUUUCUGUCUCGAGGUUGAUAAAUGUGUCAACAAACUCGUUGGUGAGAACAUCAUUGAGACUCCUGUUCUAUGGGCGGGCGAUCUGUACAAACGGGACAGAGAGAUACUCGAGAGCGGGCGGCAGAAAGGCGAUCUCUUCCUCACUGGCGUUGGCACACUGUCUAUCGCGGGUGACGAGGAAUACGAAACGCAUGGCCGAUCUGGAUCACGCAACCUUGACUUCGCUCAACGUCCGAGCCACAGCAGUUUGCGAUCCGCUGCCAACCGUAAUGAGCCUCAGCAAAGCUUCGAUCAAACGGUGCACGAUCUCUUCGGAGGAACUUCCCCCGUAUUGACUAUUGAUUCGGCCACUACAUUCUGGUCGCCUUUCCAGCCUCAAGUUCAAUCGCCGAUGAGUGCUACUAGCAUUCGUCCUCGCACUGCAUCAUCAUCAAAGGGUACCGUCAUGCUAAAGCAAUCAGCAAGCGUGAACGAAGACAAGCGUCGCUUCCUGCUUGACUUGAAGCAAACACUUACAGGUCUGCUGCUGAGUGACCUCGGCACCAUGUUGUUCUCGAGUGGAAGCGAGACAGACUCUUGGUUUGGUGGUGAUUUGCUCGAGGACUGUAUCGAACGCAGAGACGAAGAAGAGCGUAAGCGGAAAAAGCAAAUGGCGAAGAAGAAGAGCAUGAAAGACAUGCGCCGGAUGACCCACUCUGACCAACGAAAUCCACUCGAGGCUCUUGGUCGCACCGAGAGGAGCCAAGUCGCACCCCCCAUCGCGACGUAUCAGCAUGCUGCGGCUUCCGACGCUCACCACUCUGCAGGCGAGCAUUCCUCAGCGUCCAGCGAUGCUACGUCGCGAUCAGCCGGUAUGUCUACAGCAAAGAAGGCCGGCUUGCUCGAGUUCCCAUACAACGUGGCCUUUCGACGUCUUCUCAGCAAGUUUGCUACACAUCCUAAUCCGUACUCCAAACUGCACGCUCUAUACGAGCUCGAGCUUCUCAUCAUUGCGUCUCUUUCUUCCCGAUCUGGAAAAUCUUACAACAACCGUCGAGAUACGCUGCCCACUGUUCCUCAGUCACCAACUCUUGGUGCUAUUCCUGAGCUCAGUUCGCGUGAGCCAGCGACGCAUACCUCGCGUGCACAGAACCUGGAAGAGGCCAUCGCCAACUGUGAGGAGCGACGCUCUCAUAGCAUGAAUCAAGAUCGUGUCCACAAUGCUUCGCCAGUCCCCAACCGUAGCGGCGCUCGAUCCCCUGUCGGUCCACCAAGCACAGAUAUGAUUGUGGAGGUUAUGCAAGGUCUCUUCCGGGAUGCCGAUAUUCGACCCAAGACACUCUUCAGAGAUCUUCAGUACAUCGCUACGUUUGUUCCUGCGCAGAUGCUCGACAAGACCGCACGUGGAAAAGCAUUCUGGGAUGUUGGUCUCGCUGCACUGGGCCUCAAGCAGGAUGUCUGCCGGAUCAUGGUCGAACUUGUCGAAGAGGUGAUCACACAAAAUCUGAAGCGUGACGCCGUAGUCCCACAAAACAACGGCGGGGCGACGGAGAAGUCAGGCACAAGUACUGCUGCGAAUAUGCCAAUGGAUGAUCCGGUAUCUCGUUACACCAUGGAGGAUGCCGCCCGCAUGCUUCUCAUCACAGCCAAAGAAGGCGAUUCCGUCGCGGAGCGUGAGCUUGCAAUCUUCUAUCUCACUUCACCCGAACUUCUCCACCGCGCUGUCUUGCCGCUCACAAAGCCAAGUGACGUGUUCAAGACGGAGCUUCUCAACCGCGAGAGGAGGGCUUCGCAGGACCCUGCGCGCAGUGAUCCAAUGACCAUGUGUGUCGCACAACAUUGGAUGGAGCAGUCUAUGCGGGGUGGUGACCAUCUGGCCGCGAAGUACUUGCGCCAACGCAGUGAGCUAGAAAACAUCCCAUCGCGAGUUUAGUCCACGACCUUGUUAGCGGUGCUGCAGUUCUUGGUUUCCUGUUAUACCCUGAGGCACUUUGUGUUGCCAAGUUCUUCGACAUCCGCGGUGGUCUGUAUUGCAUUAGCGAGGCGUUUCAUUGUUGUCUUCCUAAUGGGAUUUUCAUGUUUGUUUUAUGUUUUUUAUUUGGUACGCAUGAUUCCCCCUCUUGCCUUUUCUUGUCGCAUGAGUUGUUGUUCUUUUUUC
This is a messenger RNA of Dothidotthia symphoricarpi CBS 119687, 5648 nucleotides long. RefSeq lists its product as uncharacterized. Lineage: Eukaryota; Fungi; Ascomycota; Dothideomycetes; Pleosporales; Dothidotthiaceae. The coding region runs from base 141 to 5423 and encodes 1760 amino acids. The record is from RefSeq and is a predicted model, not a curated record. The transcript has 4 exons.